Molecule: messenger RNA, 1471 nt
Organism: Myotis brandtii (Brandt's bat)
Lineage: Eukaryota; Metazoa; Chordata; Mammalia; Chiroptera; Vespertilionidae
Gene: EPHX1
Product: epoxide hydrolase 1, microsomal (xenobiotic)
Exons: 8
Coding region: 6-1373 (455 amino acids)
Biological process (GO): arachidonate metabolic process; epoxide metabolic process
Molecular function (GO): epoxide hydrolase activity
Source: RefSeq, a predicted model, not a curated record
GCGUCAUGUGGCUGGAAAUCCUCCUCGCCUCGGCUCUGGGCCUCGUCAUCUACUGGUUCUUCUCCGGGGACAAGGAGGACACUCUGCCACUUGGAGAUGGGUGGUGGGGGCCCGGGGCCAGGCCCGCAGCCCCGGAGGAUGAGAGCAUCCGCCCUUUCAAGGUGGAAACGUCGGACGAGGAGCUCAACGAUUUGUACCGAAGGAUCGAGAAGGUCCGCUUAACCCCGCCGCUGGAGAACAGCCGCUUCCACUACGGCUUCAACUCCAGCUACCUGAAGAAGGUCCUCUCCUACUGGCGGGACGGAUUCGACUGGAGGAAGCAGGUGGCCGUUCUCAACAGAUACCCUCACUUCAAGACCAAGAUCGAAGGGCUGGACAUCCACUUCAUCCACGUGAAGCCCCCGCAGCUGCCCGCCGGCCGCACCGCCAAGCCCUUGCUGAUGGUGCACGGCUGGCCCGGCUGCUUCUACGAGUUUUACAACAUCAUCCCGUUCCUGACGGACCCCAAGAGCCACGGCCUGAGCGACGAGCACGUGUUCGAGGUCAUCUGCCCUUCCAUUCCCGGCUACGGCUUCUCCGAGGCGUCCUCCAAGAAGGGCCUGAAUUCCGUGGCCACCGCCAGGAUCUUCUAUAAGCUGAUGCUGCGGCUGGGCUUCCAGGAGUUCUAUGCUCAAGGCGGGGACUGGGGGUCCCUGAUCUGCACCAACAUCGCCCAGCUGGUGCCCAGCCACGUGAAAGGCCUGCACCUGAACAUGGCCUUCGUGGUGAGAAACUUCCACACCCUGACCCUGUUCCUGGGGCCGCGUUUCCGGAAGCUGUUCGGCUACACGGAGAGGGACAUGGAGCUCAUGUCCCCCCUGAAGGAGAAGAUGUUCUACAGCCUCAUCCGGGAGAGCGGCUACAUGCACAUCCAGUGCACCAAGCCGGACACCGUGGGCUGCGCCCUCAAUGACUCCCCCGUGGGACUGGCUGCCUACAUUCUAGAGAAGUUCUCCACCUGGACCAACUCAGACUUCCGAGACCUGGAGGACGGCGGCCUGGAGAGGAAGUUCUCCCUGGACGACCUGCUGACCAUCAUCAUGAUCUACUGGACCACGGGCACCAUCACCUCCUCCCAGCGCUUCUACAAGGAGAACAUGGGCCACAGCUUCCUGAGCGACCGGCACCAGCGGAUGAAGGUCCACGUGCCCACGGGCUUCGCUGCCUUCCCCUGUGAGUUAAUGCACGUCCCAGAGAAGUGGGUGAAGGUCAAGUACCCGAAGCUCGUCUCCUACUCCUACAUGGCCCGCGGCGGCCACUUCGCCGCCUUCGAGGAGCCGGAGCUGCUGGCCCAGGACAUCUGCAAGUUCGUGGGGCUGGUGGAGCGGCAGUGACCUCGGAGCAGCCCCUGCCCUGGGGGCGCUCCCUCGUGGACACCUGUCCCUUUCCUGCAAACACCCCUCCCCUCCGCCGCCCCCCUCCACCGCCACCC